Messenger RNA from Drosophila innubila, 822 nucleotides. RefSeq names its product GTP-binding protein Di-Ras2. Lineage: Eukaryota; Metazoa; Arthropoda; Insecta; Diptera; Drosophilidae. The record is from RefSeq and is a predicted model, not a curated record. The transcript is spliced from 6 exons. The coding region runs from base 1 to 822 and encodes 273 amino acids. Gene Ontology annotation, molecular function: GTPase activity; GTP binding.
AUGGCGGACCUGGAACGCAUUCGACUCGUGUUACUGGGUGGCGCAGGAGUGGGCAAAAGCUCCAUUCUAAAGCGCUUCCUAUUCAAGACCUACACUGACAAAUAUCGUGCCACCGUCGAGGAUCUCUACAAUCGUGAAUAUGACCUGGGUGGCGUCACGCUAAAGGUGGACAUUUUGGACACAUCCGGUGACAUGCAAUUCCCCGCCAUGCGACGCCUCUCCAUUGCGACGGCCCACGCCUUCAUGUUGGUCUAUGCGACGACAUCGGCGCCCAGUUUUCAGUGUGUCAAACAAUGUUUCGAGGAGAUCCGCGAACAACGCGCCGACUUUCAGGACAUUCCCAUUGUCAUAGCUGGCAACAAAGCCGACUUGGCCAACUCCCACAGAGAGGUCAGGCAGGAGGAGGUCACAGAUUGGGUAUUCUGUGAAUUGCCACGGCUCAGGGCCAAGGUGCUUGAGUGCUCAGCGAAGGAGGACACCAAUGUGACCGAACUGUUUAAGACGCUGCUCUCCCUCUCCCGCUUCCUGCCCGCCAGCAGCAGCAGCGGCGGUCCAGGCGGUGCCGCCGGCGAGGCAGCGCCCAGCGGUUUCAAGCGACGCUCCUCCGCCUACGUCAGCGCAUCGUCCAGUCGCAAUAAAAAUCGCAUGAAUAGUCCCGCAAUAGGCGGUGAUAAAAAGUCAAAUCUGGUGGAUGCUGUCGAUGUGGCAAGUACCAGUGCAGAGGCAAAAUUGAAGCCACGUUCCAGAUCACUCAUACGCCGUGCAUCACGCAAGACCAAGCAGCAAAUUAACAACGCAUCCGAUGAUUGUAAUUUGCAGUAA